AUGGUUGAACCUGUAGGCAACCACUAUGUUGUUGCAAGACGAGUGUACUCAGAGAAUUCAUUUGAUGAAGAGCAUGAGAAAUUGCACAGAUACCAUAAAAACUUCUGGGAUCACUUGAAACUAUAUUUUCGUUGUUCCCCACAAAGGAUCAAAAGGGUUGCCCUGCGUAUGUUUCCUGUCGUCUCGUGGCUGCCCGCAUACCGCUUCAGGGAGUGGAUCCUGAGCGACAUCGUCUCUGGCAUCAACACGGGUUUGGUGGCAGUGCUACAAGGUCUCGCAUUUGCUUUGCUGGUGAAUGUCCCUCCUGGUUAUGGACUCUAUGCAGUGUUUUUCCCAGUCCUGGUCUAUUUUAUCUUUGGUACAUCCAGACAUAUCUCAGUGGGUCCCUUCCCCGUCCUGAGCCUGAUGGUGGGAGGCGUUGUCACCAGGCUGGUCCCCGAUGAUGCUGCUGGAAAUGGCACUGCCACCAACACGUCAGCUAUAGAUGAACAGAGGGUGAUGGUAGCUGCAUCUGUCACCUUUCUAUCCGGGAUUUUUCAGUUGCUUCUGGGACUUCUCCAGUUUGGAUUCAUAGUCAUUUACUUAUCGCACUCGUUAAUCAGUGGCUUCACAACUGCUGCAGCCAUCCAUGUUCUGGUGUCCCAGCUCAAGUUCAUGCUUCAGCUGCCUGUCCCUGGAUUUAAUAAACCAUUUGGCAUCAUCUAUACUCUGGAGAGCGUGUUCAGCCAGAUCACCGACACCAACAUCGCCGACCUUGUCACCUCCCUUCUCGUCUUGUUCAUUGUGUUUGUGGUGAAAGAGAUAAAUGAUCGCUACAAAGCAAAGCUACCCACCCCUAUCCCCAUCGAGCUCAUUGUGACCGUCUUAGCAGCGCUGAUUUCCCAUUUUGCUAAAUUGGAAGAAAAAUUUAAAGUAGCUGUUGUGGGAAAACUAGAAGAAGGAUUCCAAGCUCCUGUUGCACCUGAUGCAGGCAUUAUUCAAAAGUGUGUUGGUGAUGGCAUCUCCAUUGCAAUUGUUGGAUUUGCAGUAGCCUUCUCUGUGGCUAAAGUGUAUUCCAUCAAACACGACUAUCCAAUAGAUGGCAACCAGGAACUAAUUGCCUUUGGACUGGGUAAUAUAUUAGGUGGAUCGUUCAAAGGGUUUGCCUCCAGUACAGCUUUGUCAAGAUCAGGUGUACAGGAGAGCACAGGAGGCAAAACGCAGAUUGCUGGUAUUAUCUCUGCUAUCAUCGUCCUGAUUGUCAUCUUGGCCAUUGGGUUUCUUCUGGCACCAUUACAAAAGUCAGUCCUUGCAUCCUUGGCUCUUGGCAACUUGAAGGGAAUGCUCAUGCAGUUCAGAGAAGUAGGCGUCCUGUGGAGGAAGGACAAAUAUGACUGUAUAAUCUGGGUGGUGACCUUCUUGGUGGCCGUUUUCCUAGGCCUGGACAUUGGGCUGGCAACAGCUGUGGCAUUCGAACUGCUGACUGUAGUGAUCCGCUCCCAGAUUCCGAGCUGCACUACUUUGGCAAACGUUGGGAGGAGCAACAUCUACAGAAACAGGAAGGAUUACACCGAUAUCUAUGAGCCAGAGGGAGUGAAGAUCUUCAAAUGCUCAUCUCCUAUCUUCUUUGCUAAUAUUGAGUUCUUCAAAGAGAAACUCAUCUCUGCUGUUGGAUUCAACCCACUCAGAGUCCUAAGGAAACGCAACAAAGCUCUGAGAAAGAUCAGAAAGAUGCUGAAGAAAGGAGAGCUACAAGUGACGCCUAAAGGCUUGAUAUGCAUGGCUCACAAUACGCAGGAGUCGGAUGAUGAAUUAGACAACAACAGGAUGGAGGAACUGGACCAGCCCACUGACAUGGCAGACUUGCCUGUUCAGAUCAACUGGGAUGCCGAGCUGCCCCCAGGCAUCGUUGUGCCCCGGGUCGACAUCCACAGCAUCGUGCUGGACUUCUCAGCAGUGUCCUUCCUUGAUUUUUCUGCUAUGAGAGUCCUCCAAAAGACUUUGAAAGAGUUUGUCCGGAUCGAUAUCGACAUUUACAUUGCAGGGGCAAACGAGGGCUUCCUGGAGAAGCUGGAGAGAUGUGCUUUUUUUGAUGAGGAGAUCAAGCCAUCCAUGUUCUUCCUCACCAUUCAUGAUGCAGUUUUACACAUUUUGCUGAAGAAGGAUAUAGCCAGCUCCCCAAAAUUAAAGCUUGCUGAGAAGGGGAGCAGCAAUGAUUAUGUCAUCACUACCAGCAAUGGACUGCGCAGUCAGGAGAGCACGAUUCCAGCGGAAACAAAAUUUUAG
Lagopus leucura (white-tailed ptarmigan) is the source of this 2265-nucleotide messenger RNA. RefSeq names its product solute carrier family 26 member 3 (gene SLC26A3). Gene Ontology annotation, biological process: transmembrane transport. The record is from RefSeq and is a predicted model, not a curated record. Gene Ontology annotation, molecular function: oxalate transmembrane transporter activity; sulfate transmembrane transporter activity; bicarbonate transmembrane transporter activity. Bases 1 to 2265 code for a protein of 754 amino acids. Lineage: Eukaryota; Metazoa; Chordata; Aves; Galliformes; Phasianidae. The transcript has 20 exons. Gene Ontology annotation, cellular component: membrane.